CAUGAACUUCUUAAACAACUCAAGCCGCAUCAGUGAUGUAUAUGCAGAAAUACAGUACUGUUAUGACUCUGUGAGCGGAUCAUGCAAGAAGAAUGUCCAGCCUCUAAACAUUCAGUUUUCCAUGUUUGCUUUCAUGGCCUUUGCUAUACUGGUCACAGUAACUGGGAAUCUUCUGGUUAUAACAUCUAUAGCGCAUUUUAAACAGCUGCACACCACCACAAACUGCCUCAUUCUCUCACUGGCGGUUUGUGACUUUUUGUUGGGGGUCUUCAUCAUGCCGUGCAGUGCGAUGCGAUCGGUCUACAGCUGCUGGUACCUGGGAGACUUUGUGUGCAAGCUCCACACCAGCACGGACAUCAUGCUCAGCACCUCCUCCAUCUUCCACCUCUCCUUCAUCUCUGUAGAUCGUUACUUUGCUGUCUGCACCCCACUUCUGUACCGCUCCAUAGUCAACUCUGUCACUGCUCUGCUGAUGAUCAUAACCAGCUGGGUCUUCCCAGCCAUCUUCGCCUAUGGGAUGAUCUUCUCAGGCCUCAACAUGAAAGGCAGUGAGCACUUCUUUGAGACACAGGUGCAGUGUGUCGGAGGAUGCACAAUGAUCUUAAGUCCAGCAUCAGCUGCAUUCUCUACUAUUUUUGCAUUUUUCCUCCCUGGCCUCAUCAUGUUCAGCAUUUACCUCAAGAUCUACGUAGUAGCAAGACGUCAGGCCAGAUCAAUUAAAGAUCUGACACGGCAGAUUAAGGUGGAGGAUAGAAAUGGGUCUGCAGUCUCUAAGAAACAAGAAAGAAAGAAGGCAAAAACCCUGGCAGUGGUGGUGGGAGUUUUCCUCAUCUGCUGGACCCCUUUUUUCCUCUGUAAUAUUAUGGACCCCUUCAUUGGCUAUUCCAUCCCACCCACACUGAUUGAUGCCCUGUUUUGGUUUGGUUAUAUGAACUCGAGUUUCAAUCCUUUGGUUUAUGCUUUUUUUUACUCUUGGUUCAGGAAAGCUUUGAGCAUAAUUCUCAGUGGCAGAAUCUUUUACAGAGAUUCUUGUCGAAUGAAAUUAUAUUCUGAAUGAAUAAAAUUGACUAUGCAGGCGUUAUAAAAAACUUAAUGCAUCUUCUUUUUCCAUCAUAUUUAAACUCUAAACUGUGUUAUAUUGGGAAGCUGAAUUAAAUCUCUUGCAAGCGCGUGAUGAAUUGCUAGAAAAGUACAGCUACAGCUAUCAAGAUAACAAAAGCUUUCAAAAAACAUCUCCAAAAAGGUCUCUGAUCCAUUUCUCAAGACUAAAUACAACAAACAAGCUGUUUUAAAAUGAAAAAGAGCAAUUUCAUAUGGUCACCAUCUCUGCAGAAUAUAUUGGGUUGAUAGUUGAGUGAUUUCUUUGUAUUUGUGUGUGCAUAUGGGGGCGGCAUGGUGGUGCAGUGGUUAGCUCUGUUGCCUCACGCCUCUGGGACCCCGGUUCGAGUCUCUGCCUGGGUCACAUGUGUGUGGAGUUUGCAUGUUCUCCCCAUGUCUUCGUGGAGUUCCCUCUGGGGUCUCCGGUUUCCCCCCACAGUCCAAAAACAUGCUGAGGCUCAUUGGAGUUAGUAAAUUGCCCGUAGGUGUGCAUGUGUGAGUGAAUGGUGUGCGAGUAUGCCCUGCGAUGGGCUGGCCCCCCAUGCUGGGUUGUUCCCUGCCUCGUGCCCAAUGCUUCCGGGAUAGGCUCCGGACCCCCCGUGACCAAGUAGGAUAAGCGGUUUGGAAAAUGGAUGGAUGGAUGGAUGUGUUUAUAUGCUGACAUAACUGUAAAAGACCAUGUGGCUGACAGAGUAACUACAUCAUAUUUGGGGCCUUCGUUAUCUCCCUUAACCCCACUGCUACAAGGACCCGACAUUAACGCCUAAGACCAUCCUCUGACCCCCCCACCCUGUAUACAGUAUAUGUGCUACAAAAAAAUGGGUUUUAAGAUGUAUAGCAUAUUCAGACAGAGUAGCAUGUAGGACGUAAACCCUUUACUACACCUUAACACACACCAUAAAAAUGUUACCAUGUUAUCAAUUAUUUAUUUCCUAAUCUCUGUAGAUGUGUAAUAUUAUCCUGGUAUUUCUUACUACACUCGUUAUGAUGUGACUGUCGCCCCUCUGCCCUCUCAGUCCGUCACCUUCAUCACCUACGGAUUCUGUCCUUCACAGUUUGCUUUAUUUUGUUUGGAAGGUUCUUAAUUUUUUUCUUUCUUUGCAUACAUUCUGUGUAAUCUCUGUAUUGCCACCUUUGAUUGGGAG
Messenger RNA from Brienomyrus brachyistius, 2243 nucleotides. Its product is annotated as trace amine-associated receptor 1-like. Gene Ontology annotation, cellular component: membrane. Bases 2 to 1057 code for a protein of 351 amino acids. Lineage: Eukaryota; Metazoa; Chordata; Actinopteri; Osteoglossiformes; Mormyridae. Gene Ontology annotation, biological process: adenylate cyclase-activating adrenergic receptor signaling pathway. The transcript has a single exon. The record is from RefSeq and is a predicted model, not a curated record. Gene Ontology annotation, molecular function: trace-amine receptor activity.